Molecule: messenger RNA, 3186 nt
Organism: Coturnix japonica (Japanese quail)
Lineage: Eukaryota; Metazoa; Chordata; Aves; Galliformes; Phasianidae
Gene: NECAP1
Product: NECAP endocytosis associated 1
Biological process (GO): endocytosis
Cellular component (GO): clathrin vesicle coat; membrane
Source: RefSeq, a predicted model, not a curated record
CGGCUCCUAUUGCAGUUCAGAACCCAUUCCAAGAUGGCCGCCCCCUGCGGAGCGUUCUGCUGCCAGGAUCCAAGAUGCCUUCCUUCCCCCCCACGCCUUCGACGUGGCCUGAUUCCGUUCAGGCCUCAGCAGCGCCCUCCAGACGGUGUGUGACCUCAUCAAAGAUGGCUGUUGGAAGAGCCCCCUCGUAUUAGAUUCUUAUCCCUCAGUCCUCGUUAGAGCCUGAAGUUCGUCUGUGACAUGGCGGCGGCUGAGCUGGAGUACGAGUCUGUCCUCUGCGUGAAGCCUGAUGUCAACGUGUACCGCAUCCCGCCGCGGACAUCCAACCGCGGAUACAGGGCAUCUGACUGGAAAUUGGACCAUCCAGAUUGGACGGGAAGACUUCGUGUCACCUCCAAAGGCAAAACUGCAUAUGUAAAACUAGAGGAUAAGGUUUCAGGGGAGCUCUUUGCCCAGGCUCCCAUAGACCAAUAUCCUGGCAUUGCAGUGGAGACUGUGACAGAUUCCAGCCGUUAUUUUGUGAUUCGGAUUCAGGAUGGGACUGGACGAAGUGCUUUUAUAGGCAUCGGUUUCACAGAUCGUGGUGAUGCCUUUGACUUCAAUGUGUCUUUGCAGGAUCACUUCAAGUGGGUGAAGCAGGAAACUGAGAUCUCCAAGGAGACCCUGGAUGCUGACACACGUCCUAAAUUGGAUUUAGGGUUUAAGGAAGGGCAGACCAUCAAACUGAGCAUUGGGAACAUGACAACAAAGAAAGGAGGAGCAGCCAAGCCUCGUGUGUCUGGAUCAGGGGGCUUAAGUCUGCUGCCACCCCCACCAGGAGGCAAAACUGCAGCCCCUUCGGUCCCUCCUGCUUCUUCCACAUCAAUUGCCAACCAUGUCACACCACCACCCGUACCGAAAUCCAGUAACGUGAGCAGUGCAGGUAUUCUAUUAGACUUAGAUGCUCCCGCAUAUGCAUCCAAGACACCAACGUCAACUGCCACAGACGUCUGGGGAGACUUCAACACUGCAUCCAGUGGUGUUCCUAAUCAGGCUCCUCAGCAGUCCAACUGGGUCCAGUUCUGAAUGGUGAAAGCAGUGGAAUGGUAUAAACUGAGGACCAAGAACCUAGAGGCACAAAUGGAGUCACAGGGGGCACAAACCUCUCCAGUCUACAAUCAAAAACAAGUCAGGACAAUUCUUUUUUUUCUUUCUUUCUUUUUUUUUUUUCUUUUUAAAGCCAGAUCUUUAUUUCAGUCAGAACUUGCUGUUUUUGAUUCCUGCAGUGAAACCCACUGAACCUGAAGAGAAUAUCCUGACUCCUCACAAGGUGAGCAAAGGGAAGAGAGCCUCAUCUCUUUUACUCACUUGGCUGUUGCAUGGUACAUCCUAGUUCUUCUCUAUUUUUCCAUACAAGGAAAGCAAGAAUCCUAAGGAAAGUGCACACAGGAGGAGUCUGGGUAGAUGUCUCUGGGUUCUUCAUUCUUGAUAUUUUUUGGUUACAGACUGCUUUCGGCAUCCGCUUUCAAUAGCGACUUGAAUUGCUGCAGCUCGGCCUUCAGUGCUGAAGGCUGUGAAUUUCAAACGGAAGCUGUAAGCUAUCAUGUUUCUCCUGAGUCUUAACACAAAAUGCAACUUGAUUAAUUAUGUCUGUAGUGAGGAGUGAGUCUUGCCACGCAUGCAGUGCAUUUCCUUUUGUUGGUGCAUUUCUUGGUAGUACUGGAUGUUCCUUUGCUCCUAUGGGAGGAAUUGUGCAAGUCCUCGAGUAGACUUGCUGCCCCUAUGAUUUAGCUGCGGCUGGACACCCCAUCAUUAGGCUCUGUGCUUUGCUUGUGGAUUCACUGGAGGAAUUUCUCACUUUCUCCUUUUUUUCCCCACUUCCUUCAGGAAAAUAAAACCUCAUUGUCAGUGAGCUGUUUAAAUGGAAAUAGCUUUGGAGAAAAAAAAAGAAAAAAGCCUGGUUUUGUAAUUAGGUAGUUACUUGUGCUAGAUGUCAAUCUAGUUAUCCCACUACUCAGCAUUUCAUGUUCCUGUGACACACUACUGAGCCCUGACCUUUAUUUGUCAAGUGAUACUUGUAACAGUGAGAAGUUAACAGCAAGUAUUACAUUUUCAGGCCACAGUAAGGACCAUGGUGGGACAGGCUGUUAAUUUCUGGUAAAGAGACAGUCACUCUCCUGUUUUCAUCUCUUAUCAUUUAGGCAAGAAAUGGAUGGUAGACCCAAUCUUGAGCUGUGACAGCCAAGGUAACCCACCUAAGUUCCUUGUGGAUUUUCUUUUUAGGAAAGUUCUUGAAGGCCCUUUGUACAUUAUUUCAUUUCCAGCAGCUGUGGAUGUGAUUUGGGGUGCAAAUCUGCUGGUAAAUUUGGGAAAGCCUGCCGGCAGGCUAAGACCUCCCAAGCCCCUCCAUGCUAACUGCCAAGCCAGAACACUAGCCAGGAUGAUGGCCACAAUGACUAGAACGCUAGCACUUGGGUGCUUCACUAGAAGGCUUCUUCCCAUUUUCAACACCAAACCAGCUCAACAUCAACACUUCUGUAACUGGGAUAUGCAAGUAAAUAGUACCCUUUGGGAUCAAGAUUUUCUGGUGAGGAUGUUAAGAGAGAGAGUAGUUAGUUGUUUGCACUUGCAAAGCUCUUUAUCCUUUUACUACAUUGAGGGCAUUCUGGGGACUGUGUUUCACUGAGACCAUCACUCUUGGAAGUAAAACUAUUUUUGAAAAUAGCUCUGCACUUGUGGUAGUGGGGACAAGACUGCUCUUAGAUGUGUUUUAAGCACUCAUUCAGCCCUGUUAACCUGGCUUUCUUGGUGUUCCCCUGUUCUUUCCUUCCUUUCGCCCUCCCCCCACCUCCCAAGUCACUUCUGCAGUCUUAGUAUACUUAAGCUCCUUGCCUGCUCAGAAUCUGUGGGUAGCUAUAAUACGCUAGCUAAGCGAUGGACUCCACUGGUUGGCUUCCCCCCCCCCUUCCCAUAGCAUUGACAGGUCCUGUCAUUUCAACUACAUAUCAGUUCUCCAAACCAAGGAUGUUCAUAGCACCAGUUAAAACUAAUUAGGAGCCUCUUCCAUGUUGUCUUAGUAUUCUGGAGAUAAUGUAUGAUGUAUUUGAAAAAAAAAAAAAAAAAAGCAAAAAUUAAAGAUAUGUAUAUAAAGCAUAAAAUGUAUUGGUGAAAUGAUGAUAAUUAAAGAAGUAAUGCUGGGGAAAAGAA